Messenger RNA from Miscanthus lutarioriparius, 1713 nucleotides. NCBI's taxonomy places the organism in Eukaryota, Viridiplantae, Streptophyta, Magnoliopsida, Poales, Poaceae. The record is from the annotation of a GenBank genome assembly.
AUGAAACCAUUUCGGUCAUCGUCAUCGUCGUUGCUGUCCCCGAUGGCAGCUGCUGUCACCGUUGUUGCCGUCUCCAUCAUUCUCUCCGCCACAGCCGUACCGCCGGUGGCGGCGGCUACCGUCGAGCACACGUUCGUGGUGAGCCAGGUGAAUAUGACGCACAUGUGCAACGAGAUUCCGGUCACUGUGGUGAACGGGCAGUUGCCGGGGCCGACCAUAGAGGUCACCGAGGGAGACACAGUGAUCGUGCACGUUGUCAACAAGUCGCCCUACAACCUCACAAUCCAUUGGCAUGGAGUGUAUCAGAUGCGAAACUGUUGGAACGAUGGGGUGCCGAUGGUAACACAACGCCCCAUCCGGCCCAACGGCAACUUCACCUACCAGUUUGACGUCGCCGGGCAGGAAGGCACCCUGUGGUGGCACGCCCACGACGCCUUCCUCCGGGGAGCCAUCUAUGGCGCUCUCAUCAUACGACCCCGGAACGGCGCCGCCUCCUACCCAUUUCCCAAGCCUCACAAAGAGAUCCCCAUUCUCAUAGGGGAAUGGUGGGAGAAGGACCUUGCAGCGGUGGACAGGAAUUUUUCGAGAGGUCUAUACGACGAAUUCUCCAGUGGGUCCACAAUCAACGGCAAGCUUGGAGAUCUCUUCAACUGCUCCGGCGUCUUCGAAGAUGGGUACGUGCUGGACGUGGAGCCCGGCAAGACGUACCUGCUGCGAAUAAUCAACGCAGCGCUCUUCUCCGAGUACUUCAUCAAGAUCGCCGGGCACAAGUUCACGGUGGUCGCCGCUGACGCCAAUUACGUCACGCCCUACACCACGGACGUCAUCGUGAUCGCGCCGGGCGAGACGAUGGACGCCCUGGUCGUCGCCGACGCGGCACCGGGCAGGUACUACAUCGCCGCCCAGCCGAUCCAGGCGCCUCCGCCGGACACGCAGACACCAGAGUUCGCCACCCGAGGGACGUUGCAGUAUACCGGCGGGGUCACCAACUCGAGCCGCGCUGACGUCGUGGCGCCGGAGAUGCCGCACGAGCACGACACCAUCAAGUCCUUCUACUUCCACGGCAACCUGACGGGCCUCCGGCACCGGCAGCGCGCGGGUGCCGGCGCGCGCCGACGAGCGUCUCUACGUCACGCUCGGGCUGGGCUCCAUAUGCCGGCACGGCCGCAAGUCGUGCAAGAGAGGGACGAGCCGAAGAGCAACCAGGUGAUUGCAAACAUGAACAACGUCUCCUUCCACGACGCGACGGCGACGCCGAUCCUCGAGGCGCACUACUACCGCCGGGGCGGCAACGGCGUGAUGCGGCUGGAGCCGACGUCCAGGGCGACGGUAGUGCGGCGGUUCAGGCACGGCGACGUGGUGGACAUCGUGUUCCAGAGCACGGCCAUGCUGCAGGGCGACUCCAACCCGAUGCACCUCCAUGGACACGACAUGUUCGUCCUCGCGCAGGGGAUCGGCAACUAUGACGCGGCCACGGAUGAGGCCAAGUUCAACCUGGUGAACCCGGCGAGGAAGAACACCGUCCUCGUCCCCAAUCUUGGCUGGGCGGCCAUCAGAUUUGUCGCCGACAAUCCAGGGGCAUGGUUCAUACAUUGCCACUUCGAGUUCCAUUUGGCGAUGGGCAUGGCUGCAGUGUUCGUUGUAGAGGAUGGGUCAACACCCAAUACAUCCCUCCCUCCACCACCACCGGGUUUCAUGGAAGGAAGUCCAUGA